Zophobas morio is the source of this 1705-nucleotide messenger RNA. RefSeq lists its product as uncharacterized. The coding region runs from base 119 to 1543 and encodes 474 amino acids. Lineage: Eukaryota; Metazoa; Arthropoda; Insecta; Coleoptera; Tenebrionidae. The transcript is spliced from 4 exons. The record is from RefSeq and is a predicted model, not a curated record.
AUGCGCAAACACAAACAGUGCACAUUCUGAUUUCUUAUCACAUCACAGCCAGUCAGUAAACAAUUAACAUUCCUUCAACGCAACAACAAAAUUUAAUUCGCACUAACCCAACAUAAAAAUGUUCACUGAUCCUGAUUGGUUAACGUCAUCACCCAAAUGGACCGACGACCACAAACCCAUCCUUCUGGACAACCCCAUCGACCCAACCCCCACCGUCACCCUCUCGCAGCUAAUCGAAAAAAGCUCCCAAUUCCCCGUGGACUUCCCCGUCGAAUCAAUCCGGUGCUGCCAACUCAAAAAAAUCACAACUAAAGAAACCCUAGAAAAGAACAUCAACUCAGCGUACCCCGUAAUGCACGAGCAUGCGCUUUACUUGUGCUCUGUUUUCCUCCUCCACCAACGAAAAUUCGGCCAAAGGUGCGAUUUCUACAAGAACAUGACCCUCCUCCAGUUCAUUGAUAGGUUGCUGGGGAAAAGAGCGGCCAUGUUUGUGGGACGCGUCGACCACUACAUGCUCCUGAAUGGUAAAACGGGUACGGGAAACUGGGAAAAAAUUGGGACUCCGAGUGAAUCGCCUCCUCUUAUUUUGGAGGACUGCUUGAGCUACGACGAAAUUAAACUGUCGGCUUUGUUAUCGGUGUCGUCGUUUAGUUAUUUUGUCAAUGAUGGGGAUAGGAAUAACGGGGGGAGGUUCGAGGAGGAGAGAGACAAAGUGGAGGACAAUGGGGUGAUCGUGGGGGUGAUUGGAGCACGUUUGGAGAAGUCCCGGGUUAUGGAAUAUCGAGAGGUAGUUAAAACGAAGGACCAGAAUACUAGCUGGUUGGGUUAUGGAACUUCAGAAGUACCAACGCUCCAGGGGGAAUUUAUGAAGUUCUAUGGGACUUUGAGUGAUACUUAUGAACAGUUUUUGGAGAUGAAGGGGACAAAUCCCCGUAGAUAUAUUCAUUUAGGUAGAGAAAAAUAUUUCGAUAAACUGGUCUUCCAAAGACGAUUAUCCCUCUCCAUUGACACCCUCCUGAUCGAAGCCAACCACCGCGCCAAGACCGAAAACAAAAUGGCGUACAUCCACGUGGUGGGUUUAGGGUUAGGAGUGUGGAAACUUUCUUCGCAACAAGACCAACUCUUCAUGGACACUUUCGCCGAACGACUGGAAUUGUUGUCCGACACCUUAACCAACAUCAGCGACGUUCGUUUUGCCUACAUCCCCCAUAAAUCCGCCAAAAACUACAAACACGGUGACCAAAUUAGACAGAUUAAGUUGCACAUGGUCAAUCGAAAUCCGCAAGAGAAAUUGACAGGUAGCGACGAAGGCAAAUUGUUGGUGGUUUCGUACCCAUGGGAUGGCAACGCUUUGCCUGGCAAUGAGUUUUGGGGUGGGAGUUUGAGUGGUAGUGGCGACCCUGCGGCUGCUUGCUCGUCGCAGGUGGCAGAACUGCACAAUUGGCACAUAAAUUCCAAAGUUAGUGCUAGUAAUUUGAGGGUUGCUACCUUUAAGGGGUUGGUGACUUUAAAGGAGUAUCAAGAGUUGCACAAAAAUGAUUAGAGUUUCUUGUUGUUGAAUAAAUUGUUGAGGUUGUGUUUGUUUUGGGAAUGAAUUUUCUGUGUUAUUGAAGUGCUAUCGAUGAGCUAGAGGAGGUGACGAAAUGUUAUAAAAGUGUAUAUGAAUAUGAAUAAUAAGUGAUUAAUAAAGAAUUUUAGUGUUUUA